This is a messenger RNA of Ooceraea biroi (clonal raider ant), 7408 nucleotides long. It is a transcript of the gene Tret1, whose product is annotated as trehalose transporter 1. Lineage: Eukaryota; Metazoa; Arthropoda; Insecta; Hymenoptera; Formicidae. Gene Ontology annotation, biological process: carbohydrate transport; transmembrane transport. Gene Ontology annotation, cellular component: membrane. The record is from RefSeq and is a predicted model, not a curated record. Gene Ontology annotation, molecular function: sugar transmembrane transporter activity.
AUUUAUUAUUUAAAUUUUUAUAUUCGUAAAUAAACAUUAAAGAUUAGUGCAAUAUUCUUUAGCAGUAGUGCAAUAUUCUUUAUUCGACAGCAGUCUUUCAAAAAGAGCGACUUUUUUCACGUAAGUUAUAAAAAUGAUAAAGCAAAUUCAAAGAACUUUUAAAUUACAUAUGAAUUAAAACCACAAUAUUUUCAUAUUAGAUAACUUUAUUCUAUUUUAAUAGGUCCAAUCAUUGCGCGACAUUCGUAUGUCUGUUACGCGAUCGGAACGAUCAAAACAAGGACAAUUGCGUGAGAAUAAAAGAUAACAAAUGGAUAGCAGACGUAGCCCUAUAACGGAUAUUGCUGUCUUGCAUAACAUUAAAGACAGCAUUUUCUUGUGUCUCUCAUUUACGUUCAUGGUUGGUUGCAUGGGCGCAGCCAGAAUUUUUCAAUUGCAUUAUACAUAUAGCUGCAAAUCAAAUUGUGCAUGUUACUAAAAAAACAUGAAAUCGAUUUACGUGAAGAGAAGAUGCGUUGCAGUGGCAAUUCGUUAACAUUGAUCAAAGAGAUAAUAAUUCUUAAUAAUGAGAAUUCUUGUUACAAUAAAUUUCAGCUAAUUAUAUUGCUAAUACAUUGCUAAUUUUAGCUACAGAGUUUUACUGUCGGCAAUUCUCUGCGAAAAAGAAAUUGUAAUGUGUAAAAACUUUGUAGUUUUACUUAUUUUAGGAAGAAAUUUUUAUCUUCUAUGUUCUACGCCAUGGAACGGUCGCAUUUAUUCAAGAAAUCAUCUUUUGUUACUGAAUACCGAACAAUUGCACUCGCGACAGACAUUAAAAGCAAGUGUGUCUGUUAUCAUUGCAUUCAUCGGGAUCUCUUAAUAAAAACUGAAUAAGCCAUGGUCAAUGCGAACAUUACGUUAAUUAUACGAAUUAAUUAUACGAAUAUUGGAGAUAAAACGACAUGAUGAAAUAACGCGUUUAAAUUCAUAUGUGUAAUGAAUUAAAAGGAUCGAAAGUAAAUCUCUGUAUGCAAUAAUAAUACGGCGAUCAAUCUUAUAUUACAAAUUUGAGAAAGUUUAUCAAGCAUCUUUAUAUUUCAUUGUUUCUCAAGUUUCUCAAGUUGCGUAGAUCGCAAUUUAUACAUUCAUCAUACAUAGACAGAUCGUUUACCAAUACAUCCUUCGAUCUUCGAACAACUUUCUGGCCAAUUUUAGGCCGAAACGUGCUCACUAAGGAACAUUCUCUGUCAUGUACGUAUGUACCUAUUAAAGUUCACCACCAUUCUCACUCGAACUUCAAGAUUGCUUUAGAAAACAUAGUUGUCGCGCAGAAGUACGCGUGCCCUUCCGAGGGGUUGGUCACUGAGGUAAUCUUUGUACAAGGGCUAGGUAAUUCUUAGGGUAGUCUCAGAUAAUCUGAGGUAAUCUAAGGUAAUCGUGAUACCAUGCGCGAUAUAUAUUCAGUAUAUCUAACCGCCGAGAGACAACCAAAUAUCGGAAACGCAACCUUUCAUGUGUUUUCGGGUCUAUAUGUCCGCCGAGCUGCCUGCUCUGUGCUUGAUUCUUUUGCUCUGUGCUAGUUUAUUAUUUCUUUCUGGUUUUAUUAUCGAAAUCGAUCAAAAUGGAAAAUUCUGAACAAUCAUCGAGGGAACUACCGGCUGAAAUCAAUACGGAAAAUACGGCAUUGAUGAAUUUUGACAGUAAAUUGAAACUUUUGCCAAGUUAUGUGAUCGAACUGUUGUAGUAUUAGGUAAUCUUAAGGAAUCUGAGGUAAUUUAAAGGUAAUCCGUAUCAAGGGUAAUUUUUGUACACUAUAACCGCUAGUGACCAACCCCUCGUGCCCUUCUUUUUCCUUUCCCUUGUCCGGGGAUCGAAGAAUUGCGUAUCGCAAAUAAAUUAUAGAUGACGUACGUACCGAUCCUCAUACGUCCGAGUAUAAUAAGGAUGGAUUGACGUAGCGAUCGCGCGGAGAAGGGAUGACCGGCCCCCCAGCAUCGUUUCCUAUAUAAGACGAGAACCACCCGGCGCGGUCCACGAGUGAAUAGCUUAUAUUACACCGUAACACCGAAAACUUUGAUUCGUAUCACGCGUCAGUGUGCCACGAACAUUAAAACCAUCGAUCAAGUGGAAUCGAUAUUGGAUUCGUGAUCAGCGAUUUCUUUUCGCGGGAGAGCAAGCCUCUCCUAUCUUGUUUUUCUUAUUCGUCUUAUUUUAUUCGUCCUGACGACCGUCAACUUCUCUGGGACAAACCUCGUUGUCCGAUUCGCUUUGAUCGUGCAUCGUCGCGAUCUGACUUGCUCCUUCAACCGGCGAUCAUGAAGAUCCUACCGCGAGCGGACACCUACGUGAAUAUCGAGCUGCCGGCAACCGCGCCGACAGUGAAAUGCACGUUCUCUCAGAUAUUGGCUGCGUUAUCGGUGUCACUGUGCUCGUUGAUGGUCGGUUAUUCGUCUUCUUAUACAUCACCAGCGCUGGUAUCCAUGCGCGCCAAUGAUUCCUCCAAUUUUGAAGUUACUAAGCAAAUGGGUAUGUGGAUUGGGUCACUUAUGCCGUUGAACGCACUUAUCGGUGGUAUCAUUGGAGGACCGUGCAUUGAAUAUAUAGGAAGAAGAAACACGAUAAUCGCCACGGCGUUCCCAUUCAUUGCAUCGUGGUUUUUUAUAUCACUGGCUGAGAAUGUUGCGAUGGUGCUAGUUGGACGUGCUCUAUGUGGACUCGGUGUGGGUGUUGCUUCCCUGGCGCUGCCCGUAUACUUAGGCGAAACAAUACAACCAGAAGUGCGUGGCACUCUUGGUUUAAUGCCCACUGUGUUCGGUAAUAUCGGAAUAUUAUUGUGCUUCACCGCGGGCAUGUAUCUGGACUGGAGAAAUCUGGCGAUGCUGGGUGCGUGUUUGCCGAUAGCGUACUUGGUUCUUAUGUUCAUGAUCCCGGAGACGCCCAGGUGGUACAUCUCGAAAGGAAAGACGAAGCAGUCGCGAGAGGCUCUUCAAUGGCUGCGCGGUAAAAAUACGGAUAUAACUGAGGAAAUGACAAUAACUGAGAAACUGUUCAUGGAGAGCGAACAAGAGGCUACUCAAGGCACUAUCUCAGAGUUGUUCAAGCGCAAACAUCUCAAACCACUGCUCAUCUCUCUAGGGUUGAUGUUGUUCCAACAAAUGUCUGGCAUCAACGCAGUGAUAUUCUACACAGUGCAAAUCUUCCAGGAUGCCGGCAGCACGAUCGACGAAAAUCUGUCGACCAUAAUUAUUGGUUUCGUGAACUUCAUAUCCACCUUCAUCGCCGCAGGCGUGAUCGACAGGCUGGGCAGGAAGCUGCUAUUGUACAUAAGCAGCGUGCUAAUGGUCCUGACUCUUCUGUCCCUCGGCGCGUUCUUCUAUGUGCAGUCACUAGACGUAGACGUAACAGCCUUCGGCUGGUUACCAUUGGUCAGCUUGAUCGUGUACGUGAUAGGUUUCUCGCUAGGCUUCGGACCCAUUCCCUGGUUGAUGAUGGGCGAGAUCCUGCCGGCUAAAAUCCGUGGCGUGGCCGCAAGCAUUGCCACCGGCUUCAACUGGACGUGUACGUUCAUCGUGACGAAGACCUUCCAGGAUGUUAUCAAUCUAAUGGGCGCGCAUGGUGCUUUCUGGUCGUUCGGUGCUAUUGUCGCAGUGGGUCUCGUCUUCGUCAUCAUCAGCGUGCCAGAAACUCGCGGUAGAUCGCUCGAAGAGAUCGAGAAGAGGUUUACGGGGCCGACCAGAAGAAUGAGCGCGAUUGCCAACAUGAAGCCAAUGCCAACGGCGUGCUAGCUCGCGAACGUCCGAUUGCGGAUCUGAUCGACGUGGAAGCUCGCUCGAGCAAGAAAUAGGACUCCUUACGGUGUCGUUCUGAGAGGAAAGCUUCCAUGCAGAUACGCUUCACGUUUUAAGAGAAAGUUGGGUUCGAAGAUCAGAUUUUUCUCUUUUGGGACGUAAGGACGAGGCGUAUCUAUUGUAUCCCUCUCUUGCUUGUGCUCUUCCUAUCUUACUCUUACUUUUGAAAUAUUCAUUUUUGCGAAGUUUGCUUAGCCCGAGAGGCAAGAGCGAAGUAACGGAUGACAAGUGGAAUCGAUCUGAGUAAUGUAAUACGAGAACAAAUGGACAAAAGCAUUUUUCAUAAGACUCGUAUUUCUUUUAGUUAGAUCUUAGAUUGAAAAGGUAACUGAAUAAAGAGAACAUUCCUAUCUAUUUAUUAAUUGAAAAAUUUGGAGAAAAAUUUUACAAUUUUUUAUGAGAAAAUACACUUCAGGAAAGUUAACUAAGAUACAAUUUUACGAUUGACCUUUUAAGUCAAGAAUCGAACAAAACUCGAUAGAGAAACAUAUUGACUUUGUUCAUUUAUUUCUUCAGUUGCCUCCACGAAAUGUGACUAUUAUAUGUGGCGGAUUUAUGCUUCGAUUCUAAUCAUAUCUAACACGUGGAUCAAUGUUAACAACAGUGCCAACCUUGUCAGGUGUGCGCAUUGCGAGACCGGAGGUUUGAUCUUAUAUAUGACUUUUAAAGCUAAUUAAUUAAUUUGUGAGAGAAGGACGCGUUUGCGCUUCUCCGUCGGGGAAGUGGCACAAUAUGCGACUAUCAGCUGUUGACUAGGUUUAUAGUUGCGAUUGUUUUUUAUUACUCGUCCUACAGGGUCUACCUCAAGUAUCACGCAUCGUCGGAAAACGAAUACACGUGCGUAAGUCUGUGUGAAUCGUGCGUUUUACUUCUCUUCGAGGUCCGCGCAAAGCAACGCGAAACCACGAUUUUGUAUAGAAUUCUGACGCGUAAACGACGUAUUGUUAAGUCUUACAGACACGCUAUUGUUCGCAUGAGCACUGCGCUGUCGUAUUUUUACCAAUAUGACUAGCUUUUAUCGGAAAUGUGGAAUACGAGAGAAGCGUAGGUUUCAGUCUGGUAACGCGGGAGGAUAAAAUGAAAAAACUUGCGCUGUUUACUGAUGAGAACCGUAUCCAUGCUCUGCUUUAUCGAAGAAAAAAACGCAGAAUAGAUAAAGCUACUUUUUUUACAAUCCGGUUGUAUAUAAGAAAGACUAUCUUUGACGCGAGCGCGAUGCUCAUGAAUUAAUCGUAAACCUGAAAUUUGUACUUGCACUUCGAACUUGACGAAAGCAGUAAUACGUAAUACGUACUUACAUGUUAUAUAUAAUGAGGCCAAAAGAAACCGAUCAUUCUCGAACGGGAGCGAACUCCCGCGCGACAAUAACUUAAAUCAGUCGCAUUCCUAUGCGUUUCCCCUUCAAGAGCAACUGAUUGUAAAUACUAGGUUGACUGGAAAGUAUUAAUUCUUAAUAGUUUAAAAUUCGCUAAAAAAAUCUGCACGGGAAACAUUAAUUCUUAAUUCAAAAUUUUGCCUUUGAGGUUUGCUAAAAAGAUCCGCUUUCCGGUCAACCCAAUGACUGUAUCGUGGAACGUAUUCAUAUCCCUAAAAAAAUCAUCGUUGACUUCAAUCGCGAUUGAGCGAUUAUUUCUUCACUACUUAUUUCUCGUUUAAAACGCAAAAUUUAGAAAGAGAGACGCAAUUGUACAGCGAUUUAAGUUAAUCAAUAUUGUAGGAAUUGGUUACAAAUGAGAUAAUGCGAUUCUCAGCUCAUGAUCAUGUAUUAUCGUAAUCUUCAUGUUAAAUGAAUGAUAUUUUAAUCGUACGAUUAUAUAGCUGUGAACGAGUGUCGUUGACGCUGAGAACUUUACUCGUAAUGUCAGAUUUGAUUCUCGUCAGAAUCGCAAUUCUUCGUAGUGGCUUUUUCUAAGUAAAUUUUUCCCCUUCAUAGAGAAUCACCUUUCCGCGGUGGAAAGGCCCAGUUGGCUGUCAAGAAUUUUCCAUCUAUUUUUCAGGCCUACUAUCAGUGUAUUAAUGUUGCAAGUGAACGUAUACCCAUUUCCUUCGAGAUACACUCCUACUAUUAUCGAUAACAUUGAUACAUGGGAUGUGAAUAUGAUUCUAAACGUAUAUAUACGUAUCAAACGAUAAUGUAUAAUAACGUUAACAGAUACGCGUGACAUAUAUACAUAUAUAUAUAUGUAAUUUAUAUUUUUUUAUUCUCCAAAGUAGAGAAAGUACAAUCGUAGCCGAGAUAACAAUCUCAAGAAAUUAACGUAAGAGUAAACCUCAAGAUAUAAGAUGUAAGGAGAUUUGAAACUCGUCAAAUCGUCUGUAUAUUUGAAAGUUAGGAUAAAGUUAUGCCAAUACUUGAGUGUCCCCGGUCAAAUAAUUCAAUUGCGGAGAUAAUCCACUAGCAAAUUUUGUUAGAAAUAUUAAUAGAAAUCAGAUUAUCUAAAUAUAUAUUAAUAAAUAUUUAUAUAUAUAUUUAUACAUAUAUUUUUUGUCGAUUUAUUGUUUAAUUGUGAGGAAAAAGAAUUUGUAAUGAGAUGCAUAUUAAAGUAUUACAAAACUCGAUAAAAAGUUUAAGAAAAGUUGACGUUAAAUUAAUUAGAUAUAUUUUGAAGAGUUUUAAACACUAAAAUAAGAGACAAAUUUUAAGAAAUUUUAUUCUACAAAAUAUAUAUUUUUAAUAAUAGAUAACUUCUUAUAAUGACCUUUCACUGGCAAGUGAAUGGUCAUUAUAAGAAGUUAUCUAUUAUUAAUAUUAUUACCUGGCGGAACAACAAAGUUUUGAAUAUUCAUAUAUUUUUAAUAUUAUAGUUAAGACAUUUAAAAAAUUAUAUCCAGUGCAUUUUGCUUUAUUCCAAUUUAAUUUGUUCGAUCGGGUGCAUUCACAAUGUGUUAGUAUAGUGAAAACUCACCAUAUCAUAAUUAAUAAUUGAUAAAACUUGAUAAGAAAGAGUUAAAGAGUCUAAUGUUAUAAGUAUUUGUUUUUAUAAGAUAAUCAGAAUGUGCACACCCAGUUGUUGCCUACUCGAAUCGAAGACAAAGAAUUCCAUUAGUAGCGAAUCUCAUUAGGCAUAGAUAGAAAUGUAAAAAUAAUAAUACGUGCAUACUGUAGGACAUAGUUUUGCUCGCAUGUUAAAUAGCGUUAUGAUAACAAAUAUUGUUUACAGUGCGCGAAGUCUCAUUUUAGAAUUGUAAAAAUGUCAUUCGAACAAAACGUCAUUCCCGUUGUACAAUUUAAUGUAUGAUUCGAUCUAAUAUCCGACCUAAUAUCGUAUAAAGCAAUAAAUAUUGCAUUGCCUUGUUUUAUAUAAAAAUUAGCUACGUUAUUGCUGUUCUUCCUUCAAAAUUGUACGACGAUCAAUCAUUGCAUUUUUUGUUUCUCAAUUUUCUUUACUUAUUGUUGUGCUAUACAUAGGUGAUAAUUCCCUGCCGCUUAUUUAUAAGAUAUAUUUGCCAAAGCACAAUGGAAAUGGCAGAAUAUUUUUGAUAAUUUAAUACUCAUGUUGAGUUUUUACAUGUAAUUUGUAAGUUAUUAUGUGGUAAUUUUAAGAUUAUCAAUAUAAAUAAAAUGAUAUCUUUAUGUUAAA